Messenger RNA from Marmota monax (woodchuck), 1876 nucleotides. RefSeq names its product mannose phosphate isomerase (gene Mpi). Lineage: Eukaryota; Metazoa; Chordata; Mammalia; Rodentia; Sciuridae. Gene Ontology annotation, biological process: GDP-mannose biosynthetic process; carbohydrate metabolic process. Gene Ontology annotation, cellular component: cytosol. The record is from RefSeq and is a predicted model, not a curated record. Gene Ontology annotation, molecular function: zinc ion binding; mannose-6-phosphate isomerase activity. The transcript is spliced from 8 exons. The coding region runs from base 123 to 1394 and encodes 423 amino acids.
CCCUGCGCGGCCGGUGCCGGGAGCAGCUCCGGGAACUACACUUCCCAUGGAGCUCUGUGCGCCGGCCGUGAGGGCUGCCGGGAAGGGCUAACGUGCGGGAGAACCGGUCCCGGGCGGCCGAGAUGGCAGGUCAGCGAGUGUUCCCACUUUCCUGUGUGGUGCAGCAUUAUGCCUGGGGGAAGAUGGGCUCCAGCAGUGAAGUGGCACGACUGCUGGCCAGCAAUGACCCACUGGCCCAAAUCGCAGAAGACAAACCAUAUGCAGAGCUGUGGAUGGGAACACACCCCCGGGGGGAUGCCAAGAUCCUUGACAAUGACAUCUCGGAAAAGACCUUGGGCCAGUGGAUUGCUGAGAACCAGGACUGCCUAGGCUCAAAGGUCAAGGACACUUUUGAUGGCAAGCUGCCCUUCCUCUUCAAAGUGCUUUCUGUGGAAACAGCCCUCUCUAUCCAAGCACACCCUAACAAGGAACUGGCAGAGAAGCUGCACCUCCAGGCUCCACAGCACUACCCUGAUGCCAACCACAAGCCAGAGAUGGCCAUUGCUCUUACCUCCUUCCAGGGCUUGUGUGGCUUCCGGCCAGUUGAGGAGAUUCUAACCUUUCUGAAGAAGGUGCCCGAGUUCCAGUUCCUGAUUGGGGAUGCUGCAUCAACACAGCUGAGGCAGAGCACGAGCAUCGACGCUCAGGCCGUGGCCUCUGCUUUGCGGAAUUGCUUCUCUCAGCUGAUGAAGAGUGAGAAGAAGGUGGUGGUAGAGCAGCUCAACCUGUUGGUGAAGCGGGUCUCCCAGCAAGUGUCUGCUGGAAACAACAUGGAGGACAUCUGUGGAGAGCUCCUGCUACAGCUGCACCAGCAGUAUCCAGGUGACAUUGGCUGUUUUGCCAUCUACUUCCUGAACCUGCUUACCCUGAAGCCAGGAGAGGCCAUGUUUCUGGAGGCCAAUGUGCCUCAUGCCUACGUGAAGGGAGACUGCGUGGAGUGUAUGGCAUGUUCGGACAACACAGUGCGUGCUGGCUUGACACCCAAGUUCAUUGAUGUGCCAACUCUAUGUGAGAUGCUCAGCUAUACCCCUACCCCCAGCAAGGACAGGCUCUUCCUCCCAACACAGAGUCAGGAAGACCCAUACCUCUUCAUCUAUGACCCCCCUGUGCCAGACUUCACCAUUAUGAAAAUGGAGGUCCCUGGCUCUGUCACUGAAUACAAGGUCUUGGCACUGGACUCUGCCAGCAUCCUCCUGAUGGUGGAAGGAACGGUGACAGCCAGCACUCCCACAGCACAGGCUGCAAUCUCCCUGCAGCGUGGUGGGGUGCUCUUCAUUGGGGCCAAUGAGAGUGUCUCACUGAAGCUUACUGUGCCUAAGGACUUGCUGAUGUUUCGGGCCUGCUGUCUGCUAUAGAGACAACUGCCUUGCUAGCUCUCCUCUGCCAGCCACUCUAGCUCCAGGCCACUCCAAGCCCUUUCUUUGUUUUGCACUGUGUGUGCACCCUAGAAAAGCUGGGGAAGUAAACCUGUGGGUUGUGACUUCCGAGCAUGCCCAGGCUAAACCAUCUUCUCUUGGGAUGAAAGGCCCAUUGGAGGGCUAAGGCCUGAUCCUUCUCUUGUAUUCUGUUACCACUCCUCAUCACACCUGAGCCAGGCUCUUGCCAGUUCAGGAGGCAACAGCUGUACUCCAGCCCACGGUAUGAGGCCGUCUAGUGAAAUCUGUGACCCAUCAUUACCUCAGCAUCCAUCAGAGCAAUUGGUAAGGUAUAAUUUAAGAACAAGGUUCUUGCCUUGGGACUACCUACUUAUUUCUUCAGCUGUAGAGGAUUGGGAAAGGGUAGGCUCUCUUGCUCUGUCAAAGCAAUUAAAGAUCACUUGUUUUGACCCUGUAAAGAA